ACAGAAAUUACAGGUGUCACAGAUAUACCUGGGCAUCACAGGACAUCAGAAACAGUCCACCCGCGAGUCAUACCUGAAGAUUUAACAUAAAAUACAAGAUAUUCUGGGUAAAGAACUAUCUUUUGCCUUAAGGACAAGAUCUACAGGAAUGGAUAAAGGACUGAUCCUCAGUGUUCUGUUAGUGGUGCUAUCCUGGGAAUUUAUGGCCACCUAUACUCAGACUCCUUCAGCCGCACCCAACAAUGUGACAAGUUCUAACAACCUGAUGUGGACAAAUAACGCAAGCACAGUGGCGCCAGCAAACGAUACAAGCACAGUGGCGCCAGCUAAUAUUACAAGCACGGUGGCGCCAGCCAACAAUGCAAGCACAGUGGCGCCAACAAACGAUACAAGCACGGUGGCGCCAGCUAAUAUUACAAGCACGGUGGCGCCAGCUAAUAUUACAAGCACGGUGGCGCCAGCUAACAAUGUAAGCACGAUGACGCCAGCUAACAACGCAAGCACAGUUGUGCCAGCAAACAAUGCAACCACGAUGGCGCCAGCAAACAACGCAAGCACGGUGGGUGCUGAUAACAAUGUGACAGCAUCAGCCAAUAACAGCACUACCGUGGCACAAGCUAAUGUAACUACAGCAACAUCAGGCAACGUCCCUGCAAUUGCGGCAAAUAUUUCUCGGCAAGGAUGUCGUUCCACAAAGCUCUGUGCAGCCGAACCCACGGAGUGCAAUCCUGCUGCUGGAGACAAUUGCUAUUUUCUUUCUGUCAAGCAAAAAAUCAACCAAACAUUCGACUUUGAGCUCUCAGGGCAGGCAGCAGGCUACAUUGCUGCUGGUCUCUCAACUGCUGCAAAUCAGGCUGGCAAUCACAGAGCCUACAUCUGUGCGAACAACAACGGUGGUGUCAAAUUCUUCACUGCCACCCUCGAUAAUUUUGUGCUAAAUUUCACAGAGUCGUUGGACUCAAGCAAUCAGCGGGGCACAGUCAACGGAGGCAAAAUCCAUUGUACAUUUACAGCUGUACUACCAGACACAACGACCCGAGCAGCAGGUUACGCCUUGUCAAUUUCAACCGGGACUUUCAAUGCCACUACUGGGAAGCUGGGAAGACCAGACUUCAGACUACUGACAGCUCUCGUGAACCUCUCGGACCCUACUGUCAACAUCACGAAUUUGUUGAACAGCAACACCACUUCCUCUGCUUUUCUGAUCACACCCACACAUGGUUCAUUCUUGCCAGCUCUGCUGGUCACCGUGUGCAUGCUGGCUUUCACAGCAAUGUGAAGCAACUGACCUUCACCAUGCUUGAAUAAAGGCAUAACUUCCUUAUUGAUGUCCAUCGCUUCCUAAAUACAGAUCACUAAUGUCUAACAUGGAGUUUAACAUGCACAGUUCUUCUUGCUUUGGUAGGAUUCAUUUCAUGCAAACUCACCAUUAUCUAAAGUAAAAAGGUAAAAACUGUUCACAUCUCUGUACCACAGCUUAUUGACAAAUUUGAAACUAUUUGUGAUUCUGAAACUAAAAGAGGAAUGAUGUCAAAUUCUUCAAUGUAGUUGGUUUUAAAUUAUUCACCAAAAAAGCUACCAGAAUAUUGCCCCGUGGUAUAAAUUGAACAUAAAAUGUUUUUGAUUGGAGUACAAAUAAUAAAGGAACUUUUUCAAGAGUUCAAAAGCAAGUUGAAAUGAUUCUCAUCAGCAUAUGUCAGUGUAUGUUACAGCAUUCAGGUUUCAAGGUCUGUGUACCUUUAACACCUGUUUUACUGAUGAAUGUUAAAAUCUUCUAUUCUUAUUUCUGUUUCUUUUUCAAUCUUAAUUUAUUCUUUGUUGUAAUGAUAGGUACUGCUAAAUAAUUAACACUAAGUUAUGAAGCCUUUAUUGGCUGAUGUGUCUGCACGUGCAAGAGGGAUGAAAGGAUGCUAGAAAUGGUAGCAAAUGUUAGUGAAAGUAAUUUAAAUAUUUGCACAAAUUAAUACAUAUUCUAGUUUAUUUUUUAUAAUAAGCUAAUAAUCUGUCAAUUUAUUUGUACAAUUGUUAAAUAAAGAUGUUUCUGAAGGA
Molecule: messenger RNA, 2049 nt
Organism: Girardinichthys multiradiatus
Lineage: Eukaryota; Metazoa; Chordata; Actinopteri; Cyprinodontiformes; Goodeidae
Product: cell wall protein TIR4
Exons: 7
Coding region: 149-1279 (376 amino acids)
Biological process (GO): regulation of glutamate receptor signaling pathway
Source: RefSeq, a predicted model, not a curated record